AUGAAGCUGGGCCGGGCCGCGCUGGGCCUGCUGCUGCUGGCGCCGUUGGCGGUGCGGGCGGUAGAGCCCAUCAGUCUGGGACUGGCCCUGGCCGGCGUCCUCACCGGCUACAUCUCCUACCCGCGCCUCUUCUGCUUCUUCACCGAGUGCUGCAGCCAGAAGGGGAGCCUCAGCCGGGAGGCGCUGCAGAAGGAUCUGGACAGCAAGCUUUUCGGACAGCAUCUUGCAAAGAAAGUCAUCUUAAAUGCCGUCUCAGGCUUCAUCAGCAACCCGAAGCCCAAGAAGCCGCUCACCCUCUCCCUACACGGGUGGACGGGCACCGGCAAAAAUUUUGUCAGCAAGAUCAUCGCAGAGAAUAUUUACGAGGGUGGUCUGAACAGUGACUAUGUCCACCUGUUUGUGGCCACACUGCACUUCCCCCACAUCUCCAACAUCACCCUGUACAAGGAUCAGUUACAGUCGUGGAUCCGCGGCAACGUGAGUGCCUGUGCCAGGUCCAUCUUCAUAUUUGACGAAAUGGAUAAGAUGCACGCUGGCCUCAUAGACGCCAUCAAGCCUUACCUGGACUAUUACGACAACCUGGACGGGGUCUCCUAUCAGAAAGCCAUCUUCAUUUUUCUCAGCAAUGCUGGCGCCGAGAGGAUCACAGACGUGGCUUUAGAUUUCUGGAGAAGUGGGAAGCAGCGGGAAGAAAUCAGACUGAGAGACAUGGAGCACGCGCUGUCUGUGUCGGCCUUCAACAACAAGAACAGUGGCUUCUGGCACAGCAGCUUAAUUGACCGAAAUCUCAUUGAUUAUUUUGUUCCCUUCCUGCCCCUGGAAUACAAACACCUAAAAAUGUGCAUCAGAGUCGAAAUGCAGUCCCGAGGCUACGAGGUUGACGAGGACAUUGUGAGCAAAGUGGCCGAGGAGAUGACGUUUUUCCCCAAAGAGGAGAGAGUUUUCUCGGACAAAGGCUGCAAAACUGUGUUCACCAAGUUGGAUUAUUACUACGAUGAUUGA
Messenger RNA from Sus scrofa (pig), 1002 nucleotides. RefSeq names its product torsin family 1 member A (gene TOR1A). Gene Ontology annotation, cellular component: endoplasmic reticulum lumen; endoplasmic reticulum; nuclear envelope. The record is from RefSeq and is marked provisional. Gene Ontology annotation, biological process: protein localization to nucleus; nuclear membrane organization. Gene Ontology annotation, molecular function: ATP binding; ATP hydrolysis activity; kinesin binding. Lineage: Eukaryota; Metazoa; Chordata; Mammalia; Artiodactyla; Suidae.